ACGCGAACGACGAAGGGCUCGCGCGACCGCGCGAAACCGUCCUUCGCCGCGUGUUUCAUCGAUCUCGACCGCGACCGCGCGCGAGGGAUCUGAGCGCGCGUCGGAUACCCGCGUUCCCGACCCGCGCGCGCGCCGGAAACUGAACGGGCAGCGAACUAUCCCCGCUCGAACGCCGCGCGGAUCUUCGCCGCCGCCGACGCCGCGCCGCGCGUCAUGGUCGCCGAGACCGCGAUGAACAGCUCGAACGCGUCUCACUUCGAGAACCUCUCCGCGCUGAACACGAAUCACGUCAAGGCGUUAAUCGGACAAGAGGUGAUCAUAACCCUCGGAGACGCGUCCACGCGGAUGGGGAUCGUCUACACCGUGGACCCGGUGAACUUCUCCGUCGCGCUGCUCAAGCCGCGACGAGCGUUAAUCAAAGGCCAACCCGCGAGCGCGAUCAACCUGGAGAGAGACCCGCUGAUCGUCGUCCCCGGACACGCCAUCCGAGGCGUCGAGGUGGUCGGCGGCAACCAGCUCGCGAUGGAAGCGCUGACGAGGAAGUCGUUCGACGGGGUUCGACCGGUGUCGUACCUCGCCGCGGGGGUGUCCCCGCACGGGCGGUACGAGGGAGGCGGCGCGGACGGGGGGGGACGAAGCGCCGCGGGCGCGCUCGCCGCGGCGUCGGGGGGAGCGACGUACAAGGAAAACGUCGGCGGGUCCGCACGCGGGUUCGGAGAGUUCUCUUCUCCCGCUAGCGGCGGCGACUUCGUCUCGCCGGUUUCGUCGUCGCGGGGAGGGCUCUCGGAGGACCUCAGCCGGUUGUCCACCGGGGCGGGAGCGAAUGGCGGGAACGGCGCGGCCGUCUAUCCGCCCGUCGGGGGACGCUCUGCUAACGCGAGUUCGAAUUCGAGCCGCGAUCGCGACGACGCCGCCGCGAUCGCGCGGAUGUCGCGCGUGCGCGCCACGCUCGAGGCCGCGCGCGUGCCCGUGUCCGAGGAGCGGUCGGCCAAGUCGGGGGGCGCGCCGGGCGCUCAUGUGAGUCUCGUCGUCAUGGGGUGCGCGAGGUUGCCGUUUCCGUACACCGCGGACGCGUGCGAGUGCGCCAACGAGAUCGUGCUCAGCCGCGUGCGCGAGCUCGUCGCGUCGGUGCAGUGACGGACGGACGACGAGGACGGCGACGGGCGGCGUAACGUAACUGACGCGCGAUGGAUGCGCGUUAGUUACAUCAUAGCUGGGUGGGUGGUGGGGGGUGCCGCGUAAACGACGGAGCGACGACGUUUGUUGAUGAUACGACGCGCGAGUUUCGUUCCGUCGAGACGAAUCGCGUUAAAUCGCGUUAC
Messenger RNA from Micromonas pusilla CCMP1545, 1322 nucleotides. RefSeq lists its product as uncharacterized. NCBI's taxonomy places the organism in Eukaryota, Viridiplantae, Chlorophyta, Mamiellophyceae, Mamiellales, Mamiellaceae. The transcript is spliced from 4 exons. The coding region runs from base 214 to 1137 and encodes 307 amino acids. Gene Ontology annotation, cellular component: SMN complex; nucleus. Gene Ontology annotation, biological process: spliceosomal complex assembly; spliceosomal snRNP assembly. The record is from RefSeq and is a predicted model, not a curated record.